AUGGGGCGGUGGCGAGGACGCGUCGGCGCGGCGGCGGCGGCGGCGUGCGUCGGCGCGCUGGCGCUCGCGCGACGGGGGUGGGACGGAGGGUUCGGGAUCGGGGCGGAGUCGCCGCCGGCGCCGCCGAUGCCGCCGCCGAUGCCGCCGCCGACGCCGCCGAUGCCGCCGCCGACGCCGCCGCCGCCGCAUCCGCAUCAUCCGCCGCGGCCGCCGCCGCCGCCGAAGGUGGAUUGCGACGCGUCGCACGGCGAUCGAGCGAUCGGGCUGUAUCAGCAGUACAACAAGCACUGCACCGACGACGAGGGAGUGCCGUCGAACUGCGUCGGGUCGCACGGGUGCCAGUUUUGUCAUCUCGCCGGCUCGGAAGCGUCGAAAGAGGGGUCGGGCACGGCGAAGUGUAGCUCGUGGGUGUGCGACAAGUACGAAGUCUCUGGGUGCGAAGGCGUGGAGACGAGAUCGAAGGAGAAGAAGUACGAUCUCGGUGAUUGCUCGACGGAUGUCGGCAAUCGUAACGCCGGGCGUCACGCCUUUCGCGAUUGGGAGUGCGCGAACCACGAGGGCGUGCCGAGCGCGUGUCAGAAGCCGGGCGAGACGCCGUGUAGAAUGUGCAUGUUGAAAAGCGUGGACGAUCCCAUGGACGGUUGGCCGUACUGCCCUCCGGCCGUGUGCGACGAUUUGAACAUACACGCCACAGAGUGUCCCGGGGUCGAUUACGUCGCAAAAAUCGGUCACAGUCAUCACCAUUCCAAGCACUCGAAACACUCCAAACAUAGCCAUCGCGACGAAGAAGAAGAAGAAGAAGAAGAAGAAGAAGAAGAAGAAGAAGAAGAGAAGAGCACGAAACUCUCUUCAAAGCACUCUUCGUCGAAGAAGCAUCACUCGUCGAGCCACUCGUCCAAAGAUGACGACGUCGAGGACGACGCCGAUGUAUCCGAACACCUGUCAAAGAAGAAGCACGGCUCGUCGACGCGGUCGGCGACAGACGAGUUGGACGAAGAGUUUCAGAAGCUUAAAACCUCGUCGGAUUAA
Messenger RNA from Ostreococcus lucimarinus CCE9901, 1029 nucleotides. RefSeq lists its product with no specific name. The transcript has a single exon. NCBI's taxonomy places the organism in Eukaryota, Viridiplantae, Chlorophyta, Mamiellophyceae, Mamiellales, Bathycoccaceae. The record is from RefSeq and is a predicted model, not a curated record. Bases 1 to 1029 code for a protein of 342 amino acids.